GCCUCACUCAGUAGCGCGACGAGCGUCGAGCUGCGUGUAUUUUGGGUGUCUUCUUCUUCUUUGCAAUCUUGCGCGCGCGCGUCCUCGUUCGACGUUUCUCGGGCGUACUGUUCUAUCUCUCUCUUUCUCCUUCGUUUUCUUCCCCGACCGAAACGCCGAGUCUCUUUCCCUUCGAGUCGGGACGCGAAACGCGGCAGCCGCGUGUGUGCCAUCGUUACGCUCGACGAGCGAGCGCAGGAGCCAACGAUCGAGAGGGAAGCCAGCAACCAGGAGGACUUCGAGGAGGAAGAGCGAGCAAGAAGCGACGGGUGAGAAGGAGAGUUUCCUCAGAGAAGCCAUUUCGAACACAGUUUCGGUGAACUCGAGAAGCGGACGACUCGCUCGGUUUCGUCGUUACGAUGCAGAGCAACGGUUCGGAGAAUGUGGGAUCCGAGAACGGAGUCGACAAAUCAGGAUGGACGGUCGGAUUAAUCAACGGUAAGUACAAGUAUCUCACGGCGGAGACGUUCGGUUUCAAGAUCAACGCCAACGGCUCGAGCCUGAAGAAGAAACAGUUGUGGACGCUGGAGGGUAGCGAGCAUCAGGUUUUCCUUCGCUCGCACUUAGAUCGAUAUCUGGCGGUCGACCAGUUUGGUAACGUGACGUGCGAGAGCGAAGAUUCGUCGGAUCCGGGAUGCGCUUUUCAGAUACAACUCUCGUCCGACGGCAGCGGACGAUGGGCGCUGAAGAACAUCCAGAGAGGCUACUUCUUAGGCUCGAGCCAAGAUGAAUUGAAGUGCACUGCUAAAGCCCCAGGCGAGGCGGAAUACUGGCUGGUGCAUCUCGCCGCCAGACCGCAGGUGAAUCUCAGAUCGGCCGGGAGGAAACGUUUCGCACAUCUGAGCGCGACGCAAGACGAGAUUCACGUUGACGCGCCGGUGCCUUGGGGUGAGGACACCUUGUUCACUCUGGAAUUCCGCCCCAUGGGUGACGACGAGCACGGGGAGCACGGCAAGUCCGAGGGUGGUUAUUACGCUCUGCAUACCUGUAAUAAUAAGUAUCUCGCGCGCGACGGCAAACUACUGGACAGCUGCACGCGGGACUGUCUGUACGCCGCGGAAUUCCACGCUGGUCUUCUUGCUCUACGCGACAUAAACGGCGCGUACUUGGCACCGAUUGGAAGCAAAGCUGUUCUGAAGUCGAGAUCCACGACCGUUACGCGCGACGAGCUCUUCUCAUUGGAGGAAUCUCUGCCACAGGCCUCGUUCGUCGCCGCGUUGAAUCAGCGAUACGUUUCGGUGAAACAAGGCGUCGACGUGACGGCCAAUCAGGACGAGAUCUCCGGUCAUGAGACAUUCCAGUUAGAGUUCGAUCGGGUGACGAAACGAUGGUACGUGCGGACAAUGCAGGACCGCUACUGGAGCUUGGAAGCUGGCGGUGGCAUUCAGGCGUCCGAUCACAAGCGCUCGUCUAACGCGCUCUUUGAUCUGGUGUGGCAAUCGAACGACGGCACCGUCGCGAUACGCGCCAACAACGGCAAGUUCCUGGCCACCAAACGAUCCGGCCAUCUCUACGCGAACGCCGACUCGCUCAACAGCAACGACUCGGACGCCGCCAAAUAUUACUUCUACCUGAUGAACCGACCGGUGCUGGUGCUGCGUUGCGAACAGGGCUUUGUCGGGCCGAAGAGCGGGGCCAGCCCCAAGCUCGAGUGCAACAAGGCCAUCUACGAGACGAUACGCGUCGAACGGUGCGAACGCGGUGUCGUCAGAUUCAAGGGUCAAAAUGGGAAGUACUGGCACGCGGACAGCGAAGGUGUCACCGUGGACUCGGACAUGCCGUCCGACGGGUUUUAUCUGGAGCUGCGCGAGCCGUCGCGGAUCUGCAUCAAAUGCGUGGACGGCCGGUAUCUCACCGCGGGCAAGAACGGCGUGUUGCGCUUAGGCGAGACGGACUACGAGUCCGCCACAAAGUGGGAGUUUUAAUGCGAGAGAUAAAAAAAAAAAAAAAAAAUGAUGCAACACGCGCGAAUAAUGCAACGAAGAAAACGAGAGAUGCGCAUAAUUCCACUGUCUCUUCAAGCUUUGGUCGUAAACACCGCAGCACCGUAAUCCCCCGACCUAAAACACACAAAUGGCAGAGAACUCGCAGUCUGCGCCGAUUCCUGUCGCGUACUUAAUCGAGCGUACCGCGCGUCGUAAUAAAAAAAAAAAAUCCUAUAACGGUGUCGACGCGCUCGCGCGCGCGACUAUACUCCUUUUCUAUUUUUUGUCCCCUUCUCUUUAGAGAUCUUGAUGGAAAAAGAAAACAAAAAAAAAAAAAAAAA
Pseudomyrmex gracilis is the source of this 2305-nucleotide messenger RNA. RefSeq names its product protein singed (gene singed). The record is from RefSeq and is a predicted model, not a curated record. Gene Ontology annotation, biological process: cell migration; establishment or maintenance of cell polarity; actin filament bundle assembly. The coding region runs from base 399 to 1964 and encodes 521 amino acids. Lineage: Eukaryota; Metazoa; Arthropoda; Insecta; Hymenoptera; Formicidae. Gene Ontology annotation, molecular function: actin filament binding; protein-macromolecule adaptor activity. Gene Ontology annotation, cellular component: actin cytoskeleton; cytoplasm. The transcript has 8 exons.